Molecule: messenger RNA, 2035 nt
Organism: Aquila chrysaetos chrysaetos
Lineage: Eukaryota; Metazoa; Chordata; Aves; Accipitriformes; Accipitridae
Product: apoptosis facilitator Bcl-2-like protein 14
Exons: 6
Coding region: 367-1629 (420 amino acids)
Biological process (GO): regulation of apoptotic process
Source: RefSeq, a predicted model, not a curated record
AUGGUAUCACACCCAUUAAAAAAAACACCAAACCAAACCAAAACCAAAUGCUAAACAGCUGGCCUAGAUAGCAGGUUUCAAAGGCCAGUGCUUACACCAGGUGACAGGUGAUUUUUAUGCUGUUUUGCUGCUAUUUGUCAUAAGGAAAUUGUUUUCUCCUCCGGCGAAACUCACGCCUGCUGGUUUUCCACCACGAGGGAGGUGAUAUCGGGGAUCCCAGGCGGAAGCAUUGGCCGCUCUCCUACCUGAAUGGCUGCUAAAAAUAGGACUUAACUCAGUCAGUCACUGGCCUCAGCUAUAAAAAGGCACCUCCCAGGAGAGCCUGACAACCCUCAGUGCCCGUGGCCGAGGAGUUUGUCUUGACAUAUGUCCAGAAGGGCAGAAAUACUGAUGGAAAGCAACAUGUGGGCUCUGGCUGGGGAGAAGCCUCGGUGGGACGUGGGGAGGCAGCCAUCGGGCAAGAUUCUCUCGCUGGACAGGCAAGGGGCCAAGAAAGUGCUGGAGAUCUAUGUCAAGCGUUCUCUGAGCUGCUGCGAAAACUCACCGGUGGCCAAAAAAAUGCUUCAGGAGAGAGCUGGAGGGCGAGGGAGGAAGUCAGGUGGGCUGCAACGGUCAAAAAGUGACUUCUGCAAGUAUUCGUGUGCCAAACUCAGCCCCAAGAAGGACCAGGAGGAGGGACCCAAAGCACUGGACCUGGAUGAGGCUCUGGAUGAUGACAGCAAAGCUCCCGCGGAAGUCCCUAAAGAGGAGCGGGAGCCCAAGAGGAAAAGCACAAAAAACUCUUCCAAGGGCAAAGCCCAACGCACCUGGUUCAAAAGUUUCUUAAAUUUCCUCUUCAAGAGGAGCCCUGAGGACCAGAAGGAAAACACAGGACAAAAAGCAAAGGAGAAAGAUGCCAAAGGUCCUCACAGCUCCAAACCAGAAGGGGCUAAAAGACUCGGAGGGGACUUGAGCACAUCCCCGCCGCUGAGCAGAGCUCCAAAGAGAAGACCCAGCCUCAAGAGGGUUUUCUCCUUCAAGAAGCACACAGAGGAGGAGCGGGGAGAGAUGGCAGCCGGGGCGAGGGCCAAGCGACCCAGCUGCCUUCCCCUGCGGCACGUCCAGGCGCCCGCCACGCCAGACGUGGAGCAGUCCGACGGUUACUAUGCACAAGUCUCGGAAGAGAUCGGGUUGAUCGUGCAGGGCAGUGAGAGCCAGGGGAGCAGAGCACAUGCAUGUGGGGAGCCACCACGGCCGGCCAGCACCGACGGUGUUGAUGAAGCCAUCAGGAGAAUCGUUGCCCUGCUCCAGAGUGCAGGAGAUGAGCUGGACAGGCAGGUGAAGGAGGAUGCACGGCUACAGAUGUUCUUCAGAGACAUAUCCUACAACUCCUUCAAGAACUUGGCUGAUGCCUACGUCCGCAAGGAAAUGACAGCCAGCAGACCCGAUGCCAACCCCCAAGAGAUCCAGUUUGCCUUCACAGUGCACCUCACCGCCAAGGUGGCAGGCAUCUGCAACCAGGCAGUGAACAGGAUCAUGGGCUUCGGCACCCGCUACCUGGAAGAUUCAUUUGCACCCUUGUCCUACGGCAAAAUUCUCCAGCAGAACAGAGAAAAGUUUACCACAGACAACUGUGAGAGCCCGGACUGACAUCGGCUGCUCCGAAGGGCCUGCGGUGCCUGGGAACCCAAGGAUGCAGAUUUACUGAUGGGGGGGACAGUCCCUGUUGGUGACCUGGAUGUGGGGUGAUUUUCUGAGCUGUGGAUUUAAAAUCUUCUAAGGAAAACGACAGCGGUAGCCACAGCAGCAUGAAAUGCUUAAAACCCACCAGGCUGGGGGCAAAGAGUCUGUAAAUCAAACAAAGCCCAAAUUUCACCCUGUAUUUGCAUUUUAGCUGUCACCAAGUGCAUGUGUUGAACCUCAUGGUUUGUUUGUAUUUGUGUAUGUGUAUUCAUUUACCUGCUUUUCUAUGCAUAUCUGUGAAUGUACAACAUAAUUCUUGCUGCCAGCCAAGUGUCCAGUUCAGGAAAAAAACCCUAAAACUCAAAUAAAUUGG